Messenger RNA from Ricinus communis (castor bean), 1407 nucleotides. RefSeq names its product probable cysteine protease RD19C. The record is from RefSeq and is a predicted model, not a curated record. Gene Ontology annotation, molecular function: cysteine-type endopeptidase activity. Bases 81 to 1181 code for a protein of 366 amino acids. Gene Ontology annotation, cellular component: lysosome. Lineage: Eukaryota; Viridiplantae; Streptophyta; Magnoliopsida; Malpighiales; Euphorbiaceae. The transcript is spliced from 4 exons.
CCACUCAACUACCAAUAUUUUAGGAACUACUAUUUAUACGUCUCCAGAUAUCUCACUGCUCCACAUAUUUCUCACCAACAAUGGAGCGCUCUUGCUUCCUUUCUCUCAUCGUUUUCGCCUUCCUAUCCUCUUCCAUCCUGUUCACCGCUACCUCCGAUGAGCUCGAUGAUCCUCUCAUUAGGCAAGUGGUUCCGGACGUAGAGGAUUAUCUCCUGAGCGCCCAGCAUCACUUCACUGCUUUCAAGGCUAAAUUCGGGAAGAACUAUGCAACUCAGGAGGAGCACGAUUACCGAUUCAAAGUUUUCAAAGCUAAUCUCCGACGAGCGCAAAAGCACCAGCUGAUGGAUCCUUCAGCGGUACAUGGAGUUACCAAGUUCUCAGACUUAACGCCACGCGAGUUUCGCCGUCAGUAUCUCGGCUUGAAGAAGCUUCGUCUUCCUGCAGAUGCUCACGAAGCGCCGAUACUUCCGACUGACGGUAUUCCCGAGGAUUUUGAUUGGCGUGACCACGGCGCCGUUACUAAUGUUAAGAACCAGGGAUCAUGUGGAUCGUGCUGGUCGUUUAGUGCCGCUGGUGCUCUAGAAGGAGCUCACUUUUUAGCGACGGGUGAGCUGGUGAGCUUGAGUGAACAGCAGCUUGUGGAUUGUGACCAUGAGUGCGAUCCAACAGAAUACGGAGCAUGUGAUUCAGGGUGUAAUGGUGGGUUGAUGACCAAUGCAUUUGAGUACAUUCUCAAGGCUGGUGGACUAGAACGAGAGGAGGACUAUCCUUACACUGGGAGUGAUCGCGGGCCUUGCAAGUUCGAAAGGGCAAAAAUUGCUGCAUCUGUUAAUAACUUCAGCGUCGUUUCUGUUGAUGAAGAUCAAAUUGCUGCAAAUUUGGUGCAGAAUGGUCCACUUGCAGUGGGUAUCAAUGCAGUUUUUAUGCAGACAUACAUAGGAGGAGUAUCCUGUCCAUACAUUUGCUCAAAGCGUCAGGAUCAUGGGGUGGUUCUUGUGGGGUAUGGAUCUGCAGGUUAUGCUCCUGUCCGAUUGAAGGACAAGCCUUUCUGGAUUAUCAAGAACUCGUGGGGAGAAAAUUGGGGUGAGAACGGCUAUUACAAAAUCUGUAGGGGUCGCAAUGUCUGCGGAGUGGACGCAAUGGUUUCAACUGUUGCUGCCAUUCACACCACCGCUCGAUAAAUGAUUGCAUUUGGCAAUUGAGCUUCUGUAAAUAUAUGUCAACUGUGGUGGUGUGUAUUGCUAUAGUAUCUUUAUCUUUGCUUAGAAAUGUGUAAGCUACUAUGGACAUGUUGCAGAAAAUUUUAUGAUCUGAUCUAGGCGUCAUUUGUAAUGUCUUAUCAGGACUGUCUAUUUAAGGGUUUGUAUAUGCUUAUGGCUACCAACAAUACUUAAAUCUUUGUUAAAA